UUGGUCGAAGGCGUGCGCGUCCACGACACCUCCUCCCGGUUUUCCUGGCAUGACCUUUUCCCUUGGCAACCACUUCCUUCCUCCGAGCAUCCAACGGCCAUCUUUAAUCGCACCAAAAAGUUGUUCCUCGCAUGGAAACACGCCGGAGUGGCUAGCUGCCUGCUCGAAGCGGCACAGAGGAGGACGCUGCGUGUGGGUUACUUCUUUCCGUACACGAACCCCCGAACAGAACCGAGCUGAACCGAAGCGGACUAUCGCGUUAGCACGGAAAGCGAUGAGGAAGAAGCAAACAGUCAAGCAAAGGAAGACUGAGGAGACUGCUGAUGUUGUCCAGGAGUUUGUGGUGGAGAAAAUCACACGACGUAGAAUCUCCAAUGGAAAAGUGGAGUACUUCCUUAAGUGGAAAGGCUUCACCGAUGCAGACAACACGUGGGAGCCCGAAGACAACCUGGACUGUCCUGAACUGAUCGAGGACUUCCUGAGAAAUCAUUUCUCAGACGACAUUGAGGAAGACGAGUUUGUUCCUAAAGAGGAAAUGACAGAGGAGACGGAAUUUUCACAGAGGCACACUCAGCACUGCGGUGGCGACGGAAUGGGCAAUCCAGAUUCACCCGCCGACUACAGUGCUUACCCCCAGCCUGAAUGCAUCAUCGGCUCCACAGACAGAAAGGGAGAGCUCAUGUUUUUAGUCAAAUGGAAGAACUCAGGUGACGUCGCCCUGCUGUCGGCCCAUGAGGCGAGCGCCAGGUGUCCUCAAGCGGUCAUUGACUUCUACGAGCAGAAGCUGACCUGGCACUGUGGUGACGACGAGCAGUGACGUGUGCGAUUGUGGGUUGAGGUGAACCUACGUCUUACCUCCUUUGAGCGCCGUCGCUCAGCUGCUGUCAAGGUGGAGAACGAAGUUGACUUUGUUGCAGCUAACGAACCUGUAGCCUUUUCUUGCGUCAUCAUGUAGCACACACAAUCACUGUGGACUGUAACACGUCUUUGUCAGUAGUAAUUUCAUAUUUUAGGCCCUUGUUUUUCUUUUACCUUAUUCCUCCUCCAGUGUGCAGGUUGUAGGGACAGUGAACUAACAUCUCUGCACCUUCAGGUACGGGUGGAAGAAGUGAUUAGAUGUGUUACUCAAGUAACAAUACCAGUAGCUGCAGCAAUGUAAAGAAUUAGCUGGAAAGGUCCUGUGGUAGUAGAAGGCAACAGGAAGAUCAUUUACAGUGGAUCCCCGAUAUUCGCUGGGAGUCUCGGAAUGUAACUGCAAACAAUGGACGCGCCCUUAAAAUCCCUCACACACUCAUUAAACACAUUUAAAAGUGUAAAAUGUGUAGGUACUUAGCUUUAAUGAAUGAUAAUGUAAAAGAACAGAUGGAAUCAGACCCACGGUCUAGCCUUUAGCCUGGUCGUCACGCUACCGCGACAACCACAAUGAGACUUCGGCACAUCAGCUGUGGUGCCACCUUCUUCUCCCUCUAUAUUACUACUGACGCAGGGUGAAUGUCAUGGCUUUUCAGUGGAAAAAAUGGCCUAUCUUUGUAGCGAGAAAACACAAAUGGGCAAGUUUUCCCACAAAUAAAAGUAUUUAGAAAGUCGCAGAUAUGCACAAACAGCCAAUAUGUGGGGAUCCACUGUAUAAGAAAAGCUCUGACUUUCUUUAGUGCCAACUGUUGGUUUAAGACGGCCUGUCUUUUUCUGACUUGUUUCUACGUUAAAGAAAAUACAUAAUUUCAUAUUCGGGUGAAUACAGUACUGUAUUAAGCUACAUUUUGGGUGUUAUGGGUUAUAUUUGAUUCUUACAUUUGUGCCCCUGACUGCUUUUUGUGUGUGUUUUAUAUGCAUUUGUUUUCUUUUGUUUUGCAAGCUACUUAAAUCAUUCAUGGUGAUUUUCAAAGUACUUCAAGCUAAAACUAAUGUAGUGGAGUAUACAGUAAAUGAAACCACGCGGUGGGCAGUUGAAGAACGAAGUAGCAUAGUAGCACCAAAUUUGAAUUACUUGAGUAGGUGUACUUAUAUAUGUCAUUAGUUCAAUGUGUUUUGUUUCAGUGCGUCUUUUUUUUUGUGCUGUUUUUCGUUCAAUCGUAGCCCAGCAUAUAUCCAAUCAACUUCUUCAUACCAAAUGUUUUUUUUUUUUUUUUUUUUUUUUUUUACAUUGACAUUAAAACUGAACAGAAUAAAACAAAAACGCCCCAAUACUGCCCUUGUAAGUGAUGCAGUGUUUGCACGCUGUUUGAAAAGAUGUUCAUGUAGCACUUUAGAUGUUAUCAGCUGUCAGUUCUUCCUCACGUGGAAGGGACAUAUCCUGUUAUGGGAUGGGCGCUCGACCUUAAACCUCUAAUAAAAACACACCUCCUCGACUACUGAGCGGUUGUUACUGUACUUACAUGUAGACACUGUAGAGAUAUGUGAAUAAAGCGAUUAUUGUGUAACCUUUA
Molecule: messenger RNA, 2426 nt
Organism: Dunckerocampus dactyliophorus (ringed pipefish)
Lineage: Eukaryota; Metazoa; Chordata; Actinopteri; Syngnathiformes; Syngnathidae
Gene: cbx3b
Product: chromobox homolog 3b
Exons: 5
Coding region: 50-817 (255 amino acids)
Biological process (GO): chromatin organization; negative regulation of transcription by RNA polymerase II
Cellular component (GO): pericentric heterochromatin; nucleus
Molecular function (GO): chromatin binding
Source: RefSeq, a predicted model, not a curated record